This is a messenger RNA of Rhodamnia argentea, 3108 nucleotides long. Its product is annotated as sulfate transporter 1.3. Bases 896 to 2863 code for a protein of 655 amino acids. The transcript is spliced from 15 exons. Gene Ontology annotation, molecular function: secondary active sulfate transmembrane transporter activity. Gene Ontology annotation, biological process: transmembrane transport. Gene Ontology annotation, cellular component: membrane. NCBI's taxonomy places the organism in Eukaryota, Viridiplantae, Streptophyta, Magnoliopsida, Myrtales, Myrtaceae. The record is from RefSeq and is a predicted model, not a curated record.
UCCUCUUUCUUUGACUUUUCCCGUCCUGCUCAAUCCGGUUGCCGAGAGCUUGUGGAUGCAUGUUUUUCUCGGUAACCAAAACAGAAGCGGAAAGAGCGUUUGUUUCCCAUUUGGGUUGUUAAUCUUGCACAGCGAGGUAGUGCUAAUUAAGGUCUUGCAAGAAGUUGGGUGAACGUGGACGUCGAGGAGGCUCUUUCCUCGAACCGUCCUCGUACUUUGUGGGUGAAACCCCCCUGCUUUCCCGUUCGGGGUUUGGUCUGUACAGCGAGGCUGUGCUAAUUAAGGUCUUGUAAGGGAUCCGGCGAACGUGGACGCUGAGGCUCCUCCUGUGAAUCUUCCUCGUAUUCGCGGACAAGUUCAUCGCGACGCGAUGAAUCAUCGUCGAUUCCGGGGAACGUGGAGUGUGGCUGCGAGACCCGGAAAAGAACGGUGAUAAAUGGUGGUGGGUUCGUGCCAUUUUUUUUUUCUUCCUUAACAAUUAUGAGCACAGAGCUUUUGAAAGAACUUUCUCUUCUGAAGUCGUACGGUAUCAGAGAUUCUGAUCUGAGCAUCGAGAACAGGGGGUUGAAGGGAGGGAGGCCUCUCUGUAUGCGUAGGGUCUGAGCUGAAACCUUUUUUUUUUCUUUGCCACCCACUAUCGACGGUGGUCGUGAGAAGCAUCCUGAAGGAGGAAAGUUUGACCCGGUUUUGCUCAUAACUUAUUUAAGUAGGAACUGGCUUCGCAGGCUUCUUACACAUCAUUAAGAGCUUUCGCAUUCAGAACACCAUCUUCUUACACUUUAGCUAUAGUUCUUUAUAUUAGCUUCAAGGUGCUUCGCUUGGUUGAGCUUUUGAACUUUAGAGCUUCCACCCUCUUCUAUCUAACAGAUUACCCUCUGUUUCAAGUUCAUCUCCCAUGGCUUCCGAGAAGAAUGAAGCGAAAGAAAUCAAUACUAAAAGACAGUCAUCGGUGAACCAACACUCGCAAAAUGAGCAUCACAUUCACAAAGUGGGAGUCCCUCCCCGGCAGAAACUCUUCAAAGAAUUCACGUCCACCAUCAAAGAAACGUUCUUUGCUGACGACCCUCUUCGCCCUUUCAAGGACCAACGCCCGUCUCGAAAGUUGCUUCUAGGAAUUCAGGCCAUCUUUCCUAUUCUUGAGUGGGGAAGAAGUUACACUCUUAAAAAGUUCAAAGGAGAUCUUAUUGCUGGACUCACCAUUGCAAGUCUCUGCAUUCCGCAGGACAUUGGGUAUGCAAAGCUUGCAAAUUUGGCUCCGCAGUACGGACUUUAUUCCAGUUUCGUUCCGCCAUUGAUAUAUGCCUUCAUGGGUAGUUCAAGAGAUAUAGCCAUUGGACCAGUUGCCGUGGUGUCUCUUUUGUUGGGAACACUGCUGCAGAAUGAGAUUGAUCCGACGGAAAAUCCAGUUGAGUAUCGCCGACUUGCCUUCACGGCAACUUUUUUCGCAGGGAUAACUCAAGUCACCCUCGGUUUCUUCAGGUUGGGUUUCUUGAUUGAUUUCCUAUCCCAUGCUGCCAUCGUUGGUUUCAUGGGUGGAGCUGCCAUUACUAUUGCACUCCAGCAGCUUAAAGGUUUUCUGGGCAUUAAAAAUUUCACAAAAAAUACUGAUAUUAUAUCGGUUAUGCACUCAGUUUUGGGAUCAGUCCGUCAUGGAUGGAAUUGGCAGACCAUAGUAAUUGGAGCAUCAUUUUUGGGCUUUCUUCUGUUUGCCAAGUACAUUGGAAAGAAGAACAGGAAAUUUUUCUGGGUUCCUGCAAUUGCUCCAUUGAUAUCGGUCGUCUUGGCUACUUUCUUUGUGUACAUAACCCACGCAGAAAAGCACGGCGUUCAAAUUGUGAAGAACAUUGAGAAGGGAAUCAAUCCCUCAUCUGUGAAAGAAAUAUAUUUCAGGGGGGAAUAUCUUCCGAAAGGUUUCAGGAUUGGUAUCGUGGCUGGUAUGAUUGCAUUAACGGAAGCAAUUGCGAUUGGAAGGACUUUUGCAUCCAUGAAGGACUAUCAACUGGAUGGGAACAAAGAGAUGGUUGCACUAGGAACAAUGAACGUUGUUGGGUCAAUGACUUCUUGCUAUGUUGCAACCGGUUCGUUCUCCCGCUCGGCAGUGAACUACAUGUCAGGGUGCCAAACUGCGGUCUCCAACAUCAUCAUGUCCUUCGUCGUGUUCCUAACAUUGGAGUUCAUCACCCCUCUCUUUAAGUACACGCCGAAUGCGAUUCUCUCGUCCAUCAUUAUUUCAGCUGUCAUUGGCCUAAUUGACUACGACGCGGCGAUUCUCAUAUGGAAGAUCGACAAGCUCGACUUUGUGGCUUGUCUUGGGGCAUUCCUCGGAGUAAUUUUCGCUUCGGUUGAGAUAGGUCUCCUAAUUGCGGUCGGGAUAUCCUUCGCUAAAAUCCUUUUACAAGUGACAAGACCAAGAACAGCAAUCCUAGGAAAGAUACCUCGAACAGCAGUAUACAGAAACAUCCAACAGUACCCAGAUGCAAUGAAGGUUCCUGGCAUUUUGAUUGUCAGGGUUGAUUCUGCUAUAUACUUCUCCAACUCUAAUUACAUCAAAGAGAGGAUAUUGAGGUGGUUGAGAGAUGAGGAGGAACAACUAAAAGCAGCUUAUUUACCGCAAAUAAGGUUCUUGCUAGUCGAAAUGUCACCCGUAACCGACAUUGACACCAGUGGCAUCCACGCCUUGGAAGAGCUGUAUAAGACUCUUCAAAAGAGAGAUGUUCAGCUUGUCCUGGCGAAUCCUGGACCAGUGGUCAUCGACAAGCUCCACUCGUCGGGUUUCGCAAACUUAAUCAACGAGGACAGGAUAUUCCUCACUGUUGCGGAGGCUGUUUCAUCUUGUUCUCCAAAACUGGUGGAAGAAGCUUGAGGGAAACAGCUUGGUCCAAGAAUCGACAAUGAAAGGGAUCAGACGAGUUCAUUGCUCAGCCUCCAGUAGAGUAGUGGGGUUUUUGGGUCCUCAUCAAACUUGGGGUCAAGUGGAUGUCUAGUAGACAUUGUCUACUAAAGAUAGGUGCUUGAAAAGGGCACUGUGAUUGACGAUAAUGUUCCCACUUUUUGUGUUUAUGAUCUUGUGAUGAUGUUAUUAUUUAAGAAAGAAUGCAUCAUUACCUC